AUGGAUUCUUUAAGCCUUUCCGUGAACGGCGUGUCCUACACCGAGGCGGCAGACACCUCCGAGCCCGACGACCCUUUUAGAGGACCCGUCAAGAGCAUCGCCCCCUGGAAUUUCACCAUCCUGGCUGUGGUCAUGUUCGUCGUGACGUCGUUGUCCCUGGGCGAGAAUUUCGUGGUGAUGUUGGUCACGUUCAAAUUCAAACAGCUUAGGCAGCCCUUGAAUUAUAUCAUAGUCAAUUUGGCUAUCGCCGACUUCCUCGUCUCCCUGACCGGUGGAGCCAUAAGUUUCCUGACCAACGCCAGGGGCUAUUUCUUCCUCGGGACCUGGGCGUGCGUCUUGGAGGGCUUCGCCGUCACGUUUUUCGGGAUCGUGGCCCUGUGGUCCCUGGCGGUGCUGUCGUUUGAGCGCUUCUUUGUGAUCUGCCGGCCCCUGGGGAACAUCCGUCUGCGAGGGAAGCAUGCGAUGUUGGGCCUGCUGUUCGUCUGGACCUUCUCCUUCAUCUGGACCUUCCCCCCCGUGCUGGGCUGGAAUAGCUACACCGUUAGCAAAAUCGGAACCACCUGCGAGCCGAACUGGUACUCUACUGACAUUGUGGAUCACAGCUACAUCAUCACGUUCUUCACCACCUGCUUCAUUCUGCCUUUGGGAGUGAUCAUCUUCUGCUAUGGGAGGCUGCUACGGAAGCUGAGGAAGGUGUCUCAUGGCCGUCUGGCCAACGCCAGGAAGCCAGAGCGUCAGGUGACCAAGAUGGUGGUGGUGAUGAUUGUGGCGUUCAUGGUGGGCUGGACACCGUACGCAGCCUUCUCCAUCGUGGUCACGGCUUGUCCGACCAUCUACCUGGAUCCGAGGCUGGCCGCCAUCCCCGCCUUUUUUUCCAAGACUGCUACCGUCUACAACCCUGUCAUUUACGUCUUCAUGAAUAAACAGUUCAGGAAGUGCCUAAUCCAGCUCUUCACUGGCGUGGGGACCAUACCAGAGAGCAACCUGAACCAGACUUCAGACCGACCAGGAAUGACGGCUGAGAGUCAAACAGGAGAAAUGUCCGCCAUCACCUCCCGUAUUCCUGUGGGCGGCAUUGUGUCACCCAAAUCUGAGGAUCCACCCAGCAACUGUAGCUCCUCUGCUCAGCUGCCCAUCCCGGAGAACAAAGUGUGUCCUAUGUAAUUGGGAAAACCCAUCCCUCUCAUUGU
This is a messenger RNA of Lampris incognitus (smalleye Pacific opah), 1190 nucleotides long. RefSeq names its product vertebrate ancient long opsin a (gene valopa). The record is from RefSeq and is a predicted model, not a curated record. The transcript is spliced from 5 exons. Gene Ontology annotation, cellular component: photoreceptor outer segment; membrane. Gene Ontology annotation, biological process: visual perception; G protein-coupled receptor signaling pathway. Bases 1 to 1164 code for a protein of 387 amino acids. NCBI's taxonomy places the organism in Eukaryota, Metazoa, Chordata, Actinopteri, Lampriformes, Lampridae. Gene Ontology annotation, molecular function: G protein-coupled receptor activity.